Triticum aestivum (bread wheat) is the source of this 1483-nucleotide messenger RNA. RefSeq lists its product as uncharacterized. NCBI's taxonomy places the organism in Eukaryota, Viridiplantae, Streptophyta, Magnoliopsida, Poales, Poaceae. Bases 194 to 1276 code for a protein of 360 amino acids. The record is from RefSeq and is a predicted model, not a curated record. The transcript is spliced from 5 exons.
CCAUCCGAUCCCGUGAACACCCGAGCCUCAACACCGGAGAGGAACUGCUCAUAAGUCAUAACCGCUCGCGCCCUUGGCUUCGCCCCCACCAUCUGCCUGCCCCCGCCUUCUUUCAAAGUUCGAACAACCGCCUUCCCUCCUCCUCCUCCCCUCGCCUUCCCUCAUCUUCGUCCACGCCAAGAACUCGAUCCCCAUGGAGCAAUACGAGCGCGCGGCUGUUGAUCCGCUCGAGGGGCAGACGGAGCAGGGCGGGGAGGAUCCCGCUCCGUCGGCGGCUCUCGCCGGCGCCAAGGAGGGCGAACAGGAGCGCGUCCCCGAGACGCACAAUCCCGUCGGCGCCGCCGCGUCGGAGGGCGCCAAGAAGCAGGAUCUUGAGGAACCUUCGCCGGAGUCCGAUGAGGCCGCGGCCGCGUCUGCCAACAUCAAGGGCGAAGACCGCGAGGCGUUCGAGGACCCUAUGGAGACUCACUUCGAGUUCCGAUCAGCGGCUGCCGACGCGACGCCGCCGUACAACUCCCUCCGCGCACGGUCAAGGAAGCAGGCCGGGCCGACGAAGUUCGUCGCCGUGGGAGCUCCCGACGGUGCCGGCUCCGAGUCGCCUGUUCUUGGCGCGUCGUCGUCUUCGGACUUCUCUGCGAUGGCCGCGCCCGGCGCCACGGUGGCGAUCGCGCACGCCUCGCCGCCCGACACCAAUCGCCGCCUGCCGUCGCGAAGCAGGAAGCAAUACUCCCCGGAGCGCAUCGCCUCCGCGGGGGCAUCAACUUCGGCGGGCGCACCGGCCGCAGGCGACCCAGCUCCCCCUGCUCGAGGCAGGAAGCAGCCCCGGCCCGAGCACUUCAUCCCGGAGGAGGCGGCAGCUAUGGCCGGCGCCAAAGCUCGCCGGGGCAACAUCGUCCUCGACAGGUUCCUCUCGUCUACUAUGGCCCGCGGCUCCUCGGCUUCGGAUUGGGUGAGGGACGUCACGGCGGAGGACGCGGGCCAGCCCGAGCGCCCGCGCGGCAUCGAGAGCUUCAGGAUCAGGGACGCGAGCCGCCACGCCGCCCGCGCCUGCGGCCUACGCGCCGCGAUCAGCCGCCUCGGAGCCUCGUGCGGCGGCGCAUCGUCGCCAUCCCCGGCGGCGCCAGGAGAACCCGAGGGGAGCGGGACCAGGAGGCUCUACGGCAUCCUCGCCGUUCUCGGCGCUUCUCUUGCGCUCAGCGUGGCGUCCUGCGUGCUGUUCUACAUCGUCGGUCAUAGCAGCGAGGCUGCUCCCUCCGGAGAGAACCAGGACAAGUGAGCGGUCUGAGCGAUUCAGGAUUCAGCAAAGGGGAUAGCUGCAUAGUGGAUCAGAGUACAUUUGGUGUUCCUCUUCUCUGAAGCUCACAUACCUUGGAAUCCCUUAUCUGUGAUUCUGUAUCUAGUUUUUGUCCGAAUUGGUGUGGCUUUGAACUGUGGUGCAAUACUGAUUGUGUGUGAGUGGAAUCCAGAGUUAACUCAAGUUUAU